AUGGUGAUGUACAGCCGGAGCAUUUUGAACAAAGCAGGGCAGUGUCGGAAAAGGCAGUGUGGGAAAAGACAGUGUGGGAAAAUUUGCCAAAUUUCUAUCCACAAAAUAGUGGUAGACUUGACUCCUGUAAGUGCUGAAGUGAACAACACAGUGUGGCUUUGGGAUUCAUCUCAGGAGCGAGCUCGCAGAUACGUCAAUGAACUAGAAGCCGACUUCACCCUCGUCAUGCUGAUGGACUACGUGGACGAGUCUUACGUUCUCCUCAAACGUCUGAUGUGUUGGGAACUGCAAGACGUCCUUUACAUCACGAAGAACAACCGAAGUUACUCGUUCAAGGACUACGUCCCAUCUGAAAAGGAGACUGCGAUGCUACGACGCUGGAAAGCCGUGGACUAUCUACUGCACGACACGUUCAACAAGUCCUUGUGGAGGAAGAUCGCAGCACAGGGCCCAGACUUCUUUGAAGAAGUGCAACAUUUUAAGGAAGUUAACAGCCGCGUCAACAUGUACUGUGCUAAAUUGAAGAAAGGGGGAUCCAACCUUACCGUGGAAGCGUCCAGGUGGAAUUCACAGUUUGAAGUGGACGCCGAGUUUUGCCGAGUACUAAAAUCUGUA
This is a messenger RNA of Branchiostoma belcheri (Belcher's lancelet), 615 nucleotides long. Its product is annotated as galactosylceramide sulfotransferase-like. Gene Ontology annotation, molecular function: galactosylceramide sulfotransferase activity. Gene Ontology annotation, biological process: glycolipid biosynthetic process. The record is from RefSeq and is a predicted model, not a curated record. The transcript has 4 exons. The annotation marks the transcript as partial. NCBI's taxonomy places the organism in Eukaryota, Metazoa, Chordata, Leptocardii, Amphioxiformes, Branchiostomatidae. Gene Ontology annotation, cellular component: membrane.